Molecule: messenger RNA, 463 nt
Organism: Rhagoletis pomonella (apple maggot)
Lineage: Eukaryota; Metazoa; Arthropoda; Insecta; Diptera; Tephritidae
Exons: 2
Coding region: 113-376 (87 amino acids)
Source: RefSeq, a predicted model, not a curated record
UAUAAAAGCAUAGCUCGCCCAUAUUUAAUUAACCAGUAUCAUUUGCACAAAGCCGCAUAUUUCUCGUCUAUAUACUAGCGCGCAGAUAACUCAGCUAAAAAAUUGGAGGACCAUGUUCAAAUAUCUUGCACUCAGUUUUUUCGCGCUACUCGCUGUAGCUGCCGCUAAACCCAGCAUUAUUUCGCCUUUUGCCACUUAUUCGACAUCUCUGUUGGCAUCACCAAUUACAGCUGGCUACACUUUUCCCUAUUCCACCUACGCUACGGCUCCUUAUGCUGCUGCCGCCUACGCUCCUUACUCACCCUAUUCAUUCCAAUCACCCUACUACGCUGCAUACUCAAGUUACCCUUAUGGUUCGAUAUUGCUUAGGAAAUGAGAUACGAAAACAAAUAGUCUGGAAAUUUAUGUACAGAUAUGAAGUGUUAUAACGAAUUUUUACUAACAUGAAAAUAAAUAACUUGUG